AUAUGCAGCCAGGCAAACGGAGAGCGUAAACAGUAUGCGCCACUCAAAGAGCGACAGCGCGAGAGAGAGAGAGAGUGAGAGAGUGAGCGAGUGAGCGGGAGCUAGCGGACGAGACUGAUCAUGCAGCUCCAACACCAGCAACAACAACAAACGCGUAGGCGCAGAUGAGCACAGCGUAGAACAAAACCAAAGAGAAAACAACAACACACACGCCCAUUUUGAACGCCAACGCCAACGCGAUCUGUUUGUGUGCGUGCGUGUGUGUGCACGUUCGCUUGCCAGCGUAUUGGUGGGCCCGGCGAGCCGGCAACGUUGCCGCUGCGACGCCAACGGGCAGUCGUGCCUCAGCACUCCAAAGCGACAGACGUGUGUGUAGCAGCCAGCAGUAAGCAGCCAGCAGUGCAGUCAAAACCAAACUCACACCGACAACAAACUACAAGAAUUCAAAAGCCCAACUCAAGCCAAUUCCAAUCAGUCGUUAAGAGAGCCAAAGAGAGACAGAGCUAGCGAGCAAUCCAGAGAGUGCGAGAGCGACAGCGAGAGCGAGAGCAUUCGAUUCCGAGUUAAUCAAUGAACAUGUAUCCAGCCCAGAUGCUGCGCCUGCGCAGCGCCGCGAAUGUCUUUGGCGCCGCAGCUGGACGCAGAAUCACAACCAAUCGGCGGCAGCGCAACACGGCGAGCGUCGAACGCGCCCAGAGCAUCAACGAACGGGACAAGUUUCUGCACUACAAUGCCGAGGACGGCUACUACAAGACCUCGCCCUAUGACCCCAUCAAGGUGCCCAAUGUGCCGUUGCACGAGUACGUUUGGCGCGACUUCAAGAAGUGGGAGAACUCCACAGCAGCGGUUUGCGUGAUUACGGAUCGUCAAUAUACCUAUGCGCAGCUGCGCGAUGCGAGCGCCGCCUUUGCGGUUCGUCUGCAGACCAAGUUCAAGCUCUUCAAGCCCGACGUUCUGGCCAUUUGUCUGCCAAACAUGCCAGAGUAUCCGAUUGCAGCUCUGGGCGCCAUCGAGGCUGGACUCGCGGUGACCACCAUCAAUCCCAUUUAUACGCCAGAUGAAAUCGCGCGCCAGCUUAAGUUCAGCGAUGCCAAGUUCCUGGUGGGCAGUGCCCAGGGCUAUGAGACGCUGCGCGAGGCGUGCCAGUUGAGCGGCAAGCAGCUGCCGAUUGCGGUGGUGCGCAGCACGGCGGGUGAGGCGCUGCCGGCGGGUGCCAUUGAUUUCUUCGAGGUGAUGAGCACGGAGAAUGUGCGCUACGAUGAGCUGCGCAUUGCAAAGGAUGCCAGUCCCGAGGACAUGGUCUUUCUGCCCUUCUCCUCGGGCACCACCGGCCUGCCGAAGGGCGUGGUGCUCUCCCACAAUAACAUCAGCAGCAACUGCGAGCAGGUGCAGGACGCGCUGCCCAUUGACUCGCUGCAGUUCCAGGACACGCUGCCCGCCGUGCUGCCAUUCUUUCACAUUUACGGGCUCACCGUCGUCAUGCUCUCCAAGCUGGGCCAGGGCUCCCGACUGGCCACCAUGCCCGCCUUCAAGCCCGACGACUUCAUCAAGGCCCUGGACACGUACAAGGGCAGCAUUCUGAACCUGGUGCCGCCCAUUGCGUUGUUCAUGAUAAAUCAUCCCAAGCUGACGAAGGAAACCGCCGACGCGCUGCGCGUCGUCAUGUCCGGCGCUGCGCCUAUUGGCCAGCACGAUGUCGAGCGGUUCAUGCAGAAAUUCCCAAAGACGCGCUUCAUGCAAGGCUACGGCAUGACGGAGGCCUCGCCCGUUGUCCUGAUGACGCCCAUGGGCAAUACGCGUUAUGCCUCGACGGGCGUAUUGCCCGGCAGCACGGAGGCGAAGAUUGUGCCGCUGGAUGGGUCCGACUCGAAGGGCGUGGGAGCGCGCACCACCGGCGAGCUGUGCGUGCGCGGGCCACAGGUGAUGUCCGGCUAUUUGAACAAUCAGGAGGCUAACGACGUGACCUUCUAUCCGGGCAAAUGGCUGCGCACGGGCGAUGUGGCGUUCUACGAUGAGGACGGCUACUUUUAUAUAACCGAUCGCAUGAAGGAGCUGAUCAAGGUGAAGGGCUUCCAGGUGCCGCCCGCCGAGCUGGAGGCGGUGCUGCGCGAUCAUCCCAAGAUCCUGGAGGCAGCUGUCUUUGGCAUUCCGCACGAGCUGAACGGCGAGGCGCCGCGCGCCAUUGUUGUCCUGCGCGAGAACGAGACGGCGAACGCCGAAGAGAUUGCCGCCCAUGUGGCGGCCCGUGUGGCCCACUACAAGAAGCUCGAGGGCGGCGUCAUCUUUGUCGACGAGGUGCCCAAGAAUCCGACGGGCAAAAUACUGCGCAAGGAUCUCAAAGAAAAGUAUUCGGACUGAGCCAGAGACAAAGUUGUUGCAGAUUAGUUUUUUUUUCCUUUGUUAUAAAUGUUUUUUUUUUUUUUUUUUUUAAAUUUUGACUAGUGCUUGGGAUCUACGUAGAUCCGAUAAUUUGGAACCCGACAAUGUUGGCAAUUGCCGGCAGUCUAGCGGGCCUUGUGAGCAUUGCAUUUAGACGAGUGGCCCCCAGGGUGGCUGCGACAAUAGCGAGUAGCGAGUAGCGAGUAGCAAGUAGCGAGUAACGAGUAGCGAGUAAUAGUCACCGGAUUGGUCCAUAGCUUGUAAGUGUCAUAGGGCUAUCAAAAGACCUAACUUAGGUUCUUCUGCACAGCGUCUCAGGUUUGUGUGUGCCUAAAUUGCAACAGAAUAUAUUGUUAAACUCGUUCGAAACACUGGACCUGCAUAAACUAUAUAUAUACAUGCAAAUUAAAUCAGUCCCCAUCAGAGCGGACUUAAUCGUAAGCUAAAGAAGUAUAAUAAAUAUAUAUAUACUA
This is a messenger RNA of Drosophila virilis, 2852 nucleotides long. RefSeq names its product pudgy (gene pdgy). Gene Ontology annotation, molecular function: long-chain fatty acid-CoA ligase activity. The record is from RefSeq and is a predicted model, not a curated record. Gene Ontology annotation, cellular component: mitochondrion. Gene Ontology annotation, biological process: long-chain fatty acid metabolic process; fatty-acyl-CoA biosynthetic process. Lineage: Eukaryota; Metazoa; Arthropoda; Insecta; Diptera; Drosophilidae.